This is a messenger RNA of Apiotrichum porosum, 891 nucleotides long. RefSeq lists its product as uncharacterized. The transcript has 2 exons. Lineage: Eukaryota; Fungi; Basidiomycota; Tremellomycetes; Trichosporonales; Trichosporonaceae. The coding region runs from base 1 to 891 and encodes 296 amino acids. The record is from RefSeq and is a predicted model, not a curated record.
AUGAUCUCAUCCCAGCCCUUCCCCGCUGCUGCGCACCUCACCUCGUCCCCCUCCGCCUCGCCCAUCCUCCGCCCCGUGGCCGGCACGCUGCCCGACGACGACCACUCGCCGCGCACCCCGCGCUCGGCCACCCGCGCAGCGUACACGCCCGCGCGGCUCGCGCGCUCGUCGUCGCGGACCCGCGGCGAGGUCGACGCGCCCACGCGCUCGUUUGCGCAGGAGAUUGCAGACUGCGUGCGCGCACGCAAGGCCCGCGCGGCCGUGCUGGGCAUCUCGCCCGCCAGCCCCGGCGGCAAGGAGCGCGACCACCUCGAGUUCAUCGUCGACAUUCCCGUCUGGUCCCCCGGUUGCUUCUCUGACCUCUCGACCCUCCACGCUCUGCGCGACACGACCCUCGCCCAUGUCCACGCCCUCCUGGCGCACCUCGUGUCGGAGCACGCCCUGCACGGCACCUACCGCCUGUUGGCGCGCCCACCGGCCGCCGUCGGCUGGGCGGGUAUCCGCCUGGCUCCGUCCCCACUCGACAUUGACAUUGAGACCGGCGCCAUCCCGCUUCCCGUCCGCCGCACGAGCUUUGUCAAGCCCGAGCGCGACGGCAGCGGCGGCGUCGCGUCCCCCAAGGCCACGGCCAUGAGCAUCUCGCCCGCGGCCGCCGGGUUCUUUGACCACGACCACGCCAUUGCCGACUCGGACUCGGAGUCGGGAUCAGUCAUCGACGUGCCCCUCACCCCCGGGUACAGGAACGACACGCCGCUCGCCGAGGAGCCAGGCCACGACGACGAGGACUCGACCGACGACGCCGUCCAGGCCGAAGUCGCCCGCCGCGGCGGCAAGGAGGGCAUGGUCUUUGUGGCAAAGUUGAAGGGCCAGCUCAGCUUGAUCCUCACUUAA